CACAACUAACCGUGACUCAGUUACAAGUAGUUGUGCUGUGGCUCCCUGGCACGCUGGACUCUAAAUAAAUAAAAAGUCUCAGUAUGCAUACGGACCAAGGACCAAAGGUGGAUGAUGUCGAAUUCAUACAAGACGAGGCGCAAACAUCAAACCUAGUAGCGGCAUCGGCAUCAACAUUCGAAACAGCUGUGCAUAACAUUGAUGAAGGGGUGGGCAAGGAUGCGCCCAACGGAAACGAGAAAACUGUACCUGAGUUCUACAGCAAGGCUCAAAAGUAUUGGUCUGAAGUACCUGCAACUGUGAAUGGGAUGCUUGGUGGCCUUGGCUAUAUCAGUGCUAUAGAUGUACAAGGAUCCAAGAAUUUUAUACGUGAAAUAAAAGUGCCCGGCAAAAGAUGGGCUCUAGACUGCGGUGCCGGUAUCGGUAGAGUUUCUCGUAAUUUGCUAAUGCCGCUAUUUACAAAGGUCGAUCUGGUAGAACAGGAUCCAACGUUUGCUGAAAAGGCCCGCGAGCUGUGUGCAGGAGAUGAAGCGCGUUGCAACAACUUUGGUCAAGUUUAUAAUGUUGGCCUGCAAGAAUUCGUUGCGGAGCACAAGUAUGACUUAAUAUGGAGUCAGUGGGUCCUUGGUCACCUCACAGAUCCUGAUCUAUUAGCAUUUUUUCGUCGCAUGCGUUUUGCUCUGGAGCCAGAUGCUUAUUUUUGCAUCAAAGAAAACGUUAGCCAAACAAAAGCCGCUGUGAAAGAUGAGGAGGAUUCGUCAGUUACGCGUCCGCUUGAAAUUUAUGAGAGAAUACUCAAGGAGGCUGGAUUUCGCAUAGUGAGAAAGGUGCGACAACAAAAUUUUCCGAAAGGACUGUUUCCUGUUUACAUGAUUGCCUGUAAAUCAAAUACAAAGACUGGCGCUUAAAUAUAAUAGUACUUGUUGCCUUAUGUUUACCCCCAUAUCUAAUGUAAAAAUAAAUUGAACUAUUUACGCUGCUGACAAAAU
Messenger RNA from Drosophila busckii, 989 nucleotides. Its product is annotated as alpha N-terminal protein methyltransferase 1. Gene Ontology annotation, biological process: N-terminal protein amino acid methylation. The record is from RefSeq and is a predicted model, not a curated record. Gene Ontology annotation, cellular component: cytoplasm. Bases 84 to 908 code for a protein of 274 amino acids. Gene Ontology annotation, molecular function: N-terminal protein N-methyltransferase activity. The transcript is spliced from 2 exons. Lineage: Eukaryota; Metazoa; Arthropoda; Insecta; Diptera; Drosophilidae.